Molecule: messenger RNA, 1194 nt
Organism: Marmota monax (woodchuck)
Lineage: Eukaryota; Metazoa; Chordata; Mammalia; Rodentia; Sciuridae
Product: palmitoyltransferase ZDHHC19-like
Exons: 11
Coding region: 1-1194 (397 amino acids)
Biological process (GO): peptidyl-L-cysteine S-palmitoylation; protein targeting to membrane
Cellular component (GO): endoplasmic reticulum; Golgi apparatus
Molecular function (GO): protein-cysteine S-palmitoyltransferase activity
Source: RefSeq, a predicted model, not a curated record
AUGACUGUAUCAAACGAUUUAUUGUCCCCACCCCCACACCCAGCCAGAUCCUGGCUAUUCUCAAGCCUCUGGGCUUGUUUCACAGUGGCAGCCCUGGUCUUUCUAAGUGCUGUGUUCUUUACGUUUCCAGGCCGAGCACUGGCGCAAAAUGGAGAGUGGGCCUACCCAGUGGUCUCCGGACUUCUCUGCCUCCUGAGUUUGUACAGCCUCAUUGGCAUGAAUUUUUCGGACCCAGGCAUUUUACACAGAGGUGCCUUCGAGCAGGACCCUGAGGCUCCCUACAUGGCACGAGUGAAUGGCAGGUUGUACCACAUGCCGUGGUGUCCCACCUGUUAUUUUCACUGCCUGCCCCGAACCUUCCACUGCAAAAGGUGUGACAUCUGUGUGGAGGAGUUCGACCACCAAUGCAGGUGGGUGAAUAACUGCGUGGGACACCGAAACAUCCGGCUCUACCUGCUACUCCUCUUGUCUCUGUGCCUCUAUCUGGGUACCGUGCUGGCCACCUGCGUGGUUUUCAUCAUACGCAGGAGGAACAUCGCGUUUCUGGACAAAACCAUGACCAUCCUGGUGGCUGUACCCGCUGGGGCCCUCCUGGUCCCGCUCAUCCUGCAAUUGUUUAUCAAGGCAGUGGCGGUGGGCACCGCCAGGCGACCCUAUGAGGAGAAGCAUGACAACGCAUUCAAUGUGGGCUGCACAAGAAACUGUUACAUCGAAUUGUGUGCACCCUUGGGACCUAAGUACAUGUCUGAGGCGGUCUGCCUUCAGGCGGACGAGGGGACCAACUGGGGGCCAAAAGAACACCUUAAAGACCUCCAUUGGCCCAGGUGCACCACUCAGGCCCCCCCAAGGAGUGGCAAGUCUGCACCUGUACAGAAGGGCAUGCCAGAGCAGGGGGCUCAGUUGCCACAAACCUUCAGGGUCCUCAAAGGAAAGCCAACGGAGCAUCCUCAACAGGGUGUCAACAAGUAUUAUAACGCCAGCACCUUGAAACAGAAGAAAGUCAGACUUUCACCUCCUGAGAAGGAUUGCUUCCCUUCUGGAACACCUGCACUGAACACCAAGGGGCCAGAAACAUCAGCAAUAGUAAUGGAGGAAGAUGAUGGUGAUGGAGAGGUGCGGCCUGUCACUGCCCCAGGACAUGGCCACACAAGACCAUACCCACUCUUGGACAUGGCAGAACGGCUCACAAGUUAA